GCCCGGGGAUGCGUCCGUUACCGGAAGCAUAACGCGACGCUUGUUUCAGUCAUUGGACCCGAUCGUAACGGGAUCCGUUUUCACGUUGUUUCUUUUUUUUCUCGACGAAGAGUGCCGUUUUGAAAGCAACAGAAAACACAAAGUAUACACGUAUGACGCGGCGUGCUCGUUCGCGAAUAUAAUGCUACACCUUUUCCACGAGAAUGAGGGUGGCACGGCUAUUACUGUGCUACGUACUUCUCGAAGACUACAGUACCAAUCUCGGCGGGGCUGCAAUUACCAGCGACGCCGUGCGCCAGGACGCUUCUGCGACGAAUCCCACGCUACCAGAUUUGCCAAGUUUCGCCGAGCCGAUCGGUAAUGUGACCGCAGCGAUCGGCAAGGAAGCCGUCCUACGGUGCACGAUCCGGAAACUAGGAAAUUACAAGGUGGGAUGGCUUCGAAUGGAGGACCAGACGAUAUUGUCGAUGGGUCAGCGAACGGUGACCCACUCGCCCCGGUUUCUCGUCACGUUUGAGAGCGCGAAGGCGAAGAAUCAGAGUGACUCGAGGGAGGAGGAGGAAGCCACUUCGCGGCUCCAUAUUCGCCAUCUCCGGGAAGCUGACCGAGGCUGCUACAUGUGCCAACUGAAUACGAAGCCCAUGUUGAGCCAGCUGGGAUGCGUGGAUGUCCUAGUCCCGCCAGAUAUACUGAGUUCCGGCACCUCGGAGGGUGAGGUUUCCGUACUGGAGGGUGAGAAUGCCACCCUCUCGUGUAAAGCCUCUGGAAGACCGCCACCUCGUGUGCUCUGGCGACGCGAGAAAAGUGGUUUCAUACUUAUGAGGGGUCUUCACGAUCCGCUGAUACCAGUGGACAACCAGUCCGGCGAGAAGCUGGAAUUAACCAGGGUAGACAGGAGGCAAAUGGGAGCGUAUCUUUGCAUAGCCAGAAACGAAGUGCCUCCGGCAGUCAGCAAGAGAGUCUAUCUAAGGGUAAACUUUCCGCCUAGCGCUAAAGUUCCCAACCAGCUGUUAGGCUCGCCUCUGGACACGGACGUAUCGUUAAUCUGUUUGAUCGAAGCUUAUCCAAAGACGAUUAACUUGUGGACUAGAAAGGAACAAGUUAUCAUGAGCGGCGGCAGAUACGAAAUUGACGAACGAGGACAUCCGGACGAGGAAUGGAAGACAACGAGCGAACUAAAGAUAAGACAUUUGGAAAAAUCGGAUUUAGGGGAGUACACGUGUUCAGCGUCCUCGAGCAUGGGCAAAGCGGAAGCCACCCUUAGGGUGUACGAGAUCGAACGAGCAACGCCGCCCACCCGAGCCACGUCUGCAAGCUGGAAAAAGUUGAGCAAAGGAAAAUCAAAGUUUGCCCAAGUCACGACGAUCAAUCGAAUCUUCCACCAGAUGAGCACACCAGCGAUGCAGAAAAGCACCGCGAGGAUCGUUUACAAUAAGCACAUGACGACCUCGACCACCGUCGAUCCACGGGCACCUUUUAUCAAGGAUAAAAACGUGUUUCAAAAUCGAGACAGCUCAAACAUACGAAGCUGUGCGAAUGUAAAAACUAGUAGCACACGAAUCUACGCGUUUAGCUUGCUCAUUUUCCUCAGUCUACGAUAAACCGUACCGAUUAGUAAAACAUACGUGCCGAGGUUCCAAAUAACGUAAUCAAGCGCGAACAAAAUGUGAUGAAACGAACGAACGAACGAACGACAUCUACCAAUAUCAGGCGACGAAGUGAAAAAACCGCGACUAACUAAGAAGUUUUAAUUGAACGACGGGAAGUUCUUAUUGCGAUCUCUCAACGACACGAUGAAGCGUCAGGCCACGAGUAUAGUAGCGUGCAGUGCAUAUGAUUAUACGUGUAUUCGUGGCCUAAACUUCUCACGACGAUACAGCGAGAACAAGCGAUCUCUCAUCGCGGAUCUAGUCCGCAGGCGAAACUGUUGCGAAUUUUAAAAAGAUAAAUGCUUACGAAUGUAUUUUUUAUGACCCUUUUAUCCGUUUUUCAAACGCGGGGAAAAGAGUAUAAUUGUCGUGAGCGAAAUGUGUUCUUUAGUUGGACUGAAUGUAACGUUGUCGAAUAUUUUUUUAAUCAACGAGGAACGAAAGGGAAACUAGAGUCUUUUCAUUGAUACAAACGAUCAUUUCCGAUUUGUCGUCUUAUUAGAAGUGACGAUGUAAGUUUUAUAAAUGUUAGCGUCGAAAGCCUUACAUAUGCAGGGUGUCUAUUCUCGAGUGGGCCACCAAGAGUGUCAUUUUUCACGAUAUAUCAUAUCGUUUGCGAAUACACAAAUGCAACAACGAUUCUUUCGAUUUUACUGAUUCAAAUGAUUGAUCAUAUCGAGAAAUUAUUUUCCAUCGUUAUGAAAUGAACAUCCCUUAUUAUACCUAACACCGUUACUUCGUAACGAUUCUUGUUAAUUAAAUUUUUUAUUUUACGUCCAUUUCUGCAAGAUUCGCGGCCAAUCGCGGAUCAACCCCUUCUUAAUCAACUAUUCGAUUGUACUCGAACGCAGACAAAUAAUUAGCAUACUAAUUUGUACGUAAGGGAUAAUAAGAUAAUACGUUUAUUUAUGGGCGCGAUAACCGAGAUCGUUAAGUGGCAUCUUAACAAACGUUAACACGUCAUAUCUAAGUCAGAUUCAUAUCCGUAGGGCGUAUAGUACCGUACUAAUUGUAUAUUUUAGGACAAAUACUAGACCUUACUUUUCUGAUUUUAUGUAUUUUUUUAAUUAACGUAGGCAAAUA
Osmia bicornis bicornis is the source of this 2732-nucleotide messenger RNA. Its product is annotated as lachesin-like. The coding region runs from base 204 to 1601 and encodes 465 amino acids. Gene Ontology annotation, cellular component: neuron projection. The record is from RefSeq and is a predicted model, not a curated record. The transcript has 9 exons. NCBI's taxonomy places the organism in Eukaryota, Metazoa, Arthropoda, Insecta, Hymenoptera, Megachilidae.